AUGAAGGAAGCAAUCGUUUGGAACAGAGACCAUGAGACGACUGAGGUCGAGAUACGGGAAGCCUCAAUCCCAGAGCCUGGACCAGGCCAGGUCUUGAUCAAAGUCGCCGUCACGGGCACAAACCCCAAGGACUGGAAAGUCCCCGUGUGGCUCGAGAAGCUAAAUGGAUCGAACUCCGGGGACGACAUAGCCGGUGUCGUCCAUGCUGUAGGAAAGGAUGUGUUCGAGUUCAAACCCGGUGAUCGGGUCGCAUCCUUCCACGAAAUGAUGACGCCAAGUGGGAGCUUUGCCGAGUACGCAAUCGGCCAGGCUAACACGACAUUCCACCUCCCAGCUUCAGUCAGCUUUGAGGAGGGAGCCACCAUCCCUCUCGCAGCGCUGACUGCUGUGGUAGCUUUGUUCGUUCGACUCGGCCUCCCGGAGCCAUGGGAACAACAUAGAGACGCUGAUGUUAGCAAUGGCGUUAUCGUUUACGGAGGCGCAACGGCAGUCGGCGCAUUUGCCAUCAAGCUGCUGCAGAAGGCGAACAUCCACCCCAUCUACACGGUGGCAGGCAAAGGAGCCGACUUUGUCCAGGGUCUGAUUGAUCCAAGCAAAGGGGACAAGGUGUUUGACUACCGCCAAGGGGACGAAGCGCUCGUCAAGGAGUUGGGUGCUGCGCUGGCUGGCAAGCAGCCCAAGUAUGCCUUUGAUGCCGUGAGCGAGCACGGCAGCUACUUGAAUAUCGGCAAGGUUCUAGAUCCGGCGGGCAGAAUCACGGUAGUCCUCCCAGCUCAAACAACCGAGGACUUCCCCAAGACAAUUGACAUAUCGCGUACCUCAGUUGGUGAUGCGCAUAAAGAGGCUGGUCAGGACCUUGCGACAGCCUGGUCCCGCCUCUUCGCCCAAGGCCUCCAGGAAGGGUGGUUUACGCCUCACCCUCAUGAGAUCCUUCCCAACGGGCUGGAGGGACUCGGGCGGGGUCUUCAAAACCUUCGAAAAGGCAAGGCUAGUGCUGUCAAGUAUGUCGCUAGGAUAUCCGAGACACCCGGCAUCUAG
This is a messenger RNA of Clonostachys rhizophaga, 1038 nucleotides long. Lineage: Eukaryota; Fungi; Ascomycota; Sordariomycetes; Hypocreales; Bionectriaceae. The record is from the annotation of a GenBank genome assembly.